AUGGGCUGGUUCGAUAACGACUCCGGAGAGGCUCAGGCCUACGACCAAUACCACAGCGCCAACCCCAAGGAGCACGAUCCCUCCAUAAUCCACGAGCUGAUCGCCGGUGCCGCCAGCUUCGAAGCCGCCAAGGCUUACGAGGACCACGUUGCUCAGAACGGCCAGCCCCCCAGCCACGCCAAGGCCAAGGAGCUCCUCGCCGGUUUCGCCGGUGCCUUCAUCGACCGCGAGGUUGAGACCAGGGGUCUUGACUUCGUCGACGCCGAGAGGGCCAAGCACGAAGCCAAAGAGCGCUCCCACCGGGCUUACGAGGACCGAUAUGAGAACUAG
This is a messenger RNA of Penicillium soppii, 330 nucleotides long. Its product is annotated as DUF3759 domain-containing protein. Lineage: Eukaryota; Fungi; Ascomycota; Eurotiomycetes; Eurotiales; Aspergillaceae. Bases 1 to 330 code for a protein of 109 amino acids. The record is from RefSeq and is a predicted model, not a curated record. The transcript has 3 exons.